CAGAAGGGGAGGGCAGGGGGCGUGGCUCCGCCUGGCUCCCACGUCCCCUCGCUCGCGCGCUCUCUCUGCCUCUCUCCUCCUUCACAGGGUGACACGUCUGCAGGGUGAGUGAGUGGCAUUGGCAGACUGUCAAUCCCUCACCAAAGCGGCCAUCAAACAACAUAAAACACACACAGUCACUGGGCUGCUGGGCUCAUAAAUUCCAGCUGGCUGAUAUUUUUGCACAUUGCUUUGCAGAGAGUGUGUAAUUAAUUUUUUUACAGUUCUUUCCCCUUUAUUUCCGCUCUUUUCUUUGCACAAGUUCAAACUUUUGAUAGCUGCAAUUUUGCCCCCAUUGUACAGACUUGGGAUCAUUUGUUAUUUUUGGGGGGGAGGGCAAUUAAUUUUUUUUCAUCUGUGUUUGUGUUUUCUUGGGCUUUUUUAAUGUUGCAAUUUGGGGAUGGGGGUGUUUGCCUGGUUUGUUGUGGUUUUUGCUGUUUGCCACCCUCCUAACUUUUUAAGGAUUUGAAAGCAAGUUUUUUGUGUUUUUUUUUAUUUGUCUUUUUUUGCGAAGAAGAUUUUUUUUUUGGACAAGUGGAGGAAAGACAUAAAAAGCAACAAUAAAAAUAAAAAAGAAGAACAGAGAAAGGAAAAAAAAGCGUUGGAGGAAGAUUGUACGAGGGAGAGAAAACUGCAAAGAAACCUCAUCAACUCAUUUAUUCAAGCCACAAAUAUAAUUAUGAUGAAAGAAGAUUGUAACUAAAGAAGGGAAUUAUUUACUGCAUUGGAAAGAAGAGAGUGGAAUAAACAACUGAGAUCCGGUGAAAUACUAAAUACUGAUUUAAAAAAAAAAUUGCGAGAGCAAAAUAACAACAAACAGGAACUGAAAUUGACUACAAGAGCCAGAGAUUUAUUUGCAUUUUCUUUUCUAAGCACAAACCUCCUUCCUCUGAUUGUGAGGCUGUUUUUGCCGUUUUUCCUGCUGCUAUCUCUGAAAGUGCAUUGAUUGGGCUGCGGUAGGAGGUAUGGAUGAUCAGUCCAGGAUGUUGCAGACUCUGGCCGGUGUGAACCUGGCUGGCCACUCGGUGCAGGGGGGGAUGGCUCUGCCUCCUCCCCAUGGACAUGAAGGGGCAGACGGCGACGGCAGAAAGCAGGACAUCGGAGACAUCCUCCAUCAGAUCAUGACCAUCACUGACCAAAGCCUGGAUGAGGCACAAGCAAAAAAGCAUGCACUGAACUGCCACAGAAUGAAGCCUGCUCUGUUCAGUGUCCUGUGUGAAAUCAAAGAGAAAACAGGUUUGAGCAUCCGAGGAGCCCAGGAGGAAGACCCUCCCGAUCCCCAGCUAAUGAGACUGGACAAUAUGCUUCUGGCAGAAGGGGUUUCAGGUCCUGAGAAAGGUGGGGGAUCAGCAGCAGCAGCCGCAGCCGCAGCAGCCUCUGGAGGGUCCUCAGAUAACUCUAUCGAACACUCAGAUUACAGAGCCAAAUUGACCCAGAUCAGACAAAUCUAUCACACAGAGCUGGAGAAAUAUGAACAGGCGUGUAACGAAUUCACCACACACGUGAUGAACCUUCUCCGAGAACAGAGUCGGACACGUCCCAUUUCUCCCAAGGAGAUCGAAAGGAUGGUGGGCAUCAUCCAUCGAAAAUUCAGCUCCAUCCAGAUGCAGCUCAAACAAAGCACUUGUGAAGCAGUAAUGAUUCUGAGAUCAAGGUUCCUUGACGCCAGACGGAAAAGGCGGAACUUCAGUAAACAAGCCACAGAAAUCUUGAACGAGUAUUUUUACUCCCACCUCAGUAAUCCCUACCCCAGUGAAGAAGCCAAAGAGGAGCUGGCAAAGAAAUGCAGCAUCACAGUAUCACAGGUAUCCAACUGGUUUGGCAAUAAGAGAAUCAGGUACAAGAAGAAUAUUGGGAAGUUUCAGGAAGAAGCCAAUCUUUAUGCUGCAAAAACAGCUGUGACUGCAGCACACGCCGUGGCAGCAGCUGUCCAGAAUAACCAGACAAACUCCCCCACCACACCAAACUCUGGUUCUUCUGGUUCUUUUAACCUCCCAAAUUCUGGGGACAUGUUCAUGAACAUGCAGAGUCUGAAUGGGGAUUCUUACCAGGGGUCCCAAGUCGGAGCCAAUGUGCAAUCACAGGUGGAUACCCUGCGUCAUGUUAUCAAUCAGACGGGAGGAUACAGUGAUGCCUUGGGAGGAGGUUCACUGUACAGUCCACAUAAUUUAAAUGCUAAUGGAGGCUGGCAGGACGCAACUACUCCAUCUUCUGUGACUUCCCCUACAGAAGGGCCGGGAAGUGUGCACUCUGAUACCUCUAACUAAUCUCCUAGCAACACUUUUUCCCUGAGCUGAGAUGCCUUGAUUAGCGCAUUCAGAGUAACAGGAGAAAAAGAAAGGAAUUUUUUUUGUAGCCAACCACCUACAGCUUUACUGUAAAACCUUGUCUUAUUAGAAAAUUGGUAAAUCUGUUUUUUAAAGGUAUCAUAAUCAUUUGUAUUUAUACUUAAAACACACAAUGUUGAAAAGCACUUUAUCCAAUUAGGCCAAGAUUUAGCAUUGUUUAUAGCCCUGUAACUAUUUUAUCAUAAUUUAUUAUCAGCUGUUUUAACAAUGAUGGUCUAACACUUGCCAAUUACUUGGCCUUAAGGGUAAAAGUACAGUAUAUGCUUAACCUCAAUAGCAAGAGCUGACACAAAGAAACACCCCCACCUAAAUUUAACUUCUUGCAUAUUUCCAUGGAAAGCCUAAAUGAAUUACAAACUUUGAUUGUGUUUAAUCUUUUCAUAUCUCUUAUAGAGUUGGAAUAAAAAGAGCUGUUCAGUUAUUUCAGUUAA
Molecule: messenger RNA, 2818 nt
Organism: Mauremys mutica (yellowpond turtle)
Lineage: Eukaryota; Metazoa; Chordata; Testudines; Geoemydidae
Gene: PBX3
Product: PBX homeobox 3
Exons: 9
Coding region: 1005-2306 (433 amino acids)
Biological process (GO): embryonic organ development; eye development; regulation of transcription by RNA polymerase II
Cellular component (GO): nucleus
Molecular function (GO): RNA polymerase II cis-regulatory region sequence-specific DNA binding; DNA-binding transcription factor activity, RNA polymerase II-specific
Source: RefSeq, a predicted model, not a curated record